AUGUCUCCCAAAGCGCGCGUUCUCAUCUACGUGCUACGCCGCGAUCUUCGACUCGCCGAUAAUCCCAUAUUCCACGAAGUUUCACGCCUCUUCCAGCAGUCCCAACAACCAUUCACGCAUUUCCUCCCUGUCUACACAUUUCCUGCCAACCAAAUCGAGGUUUCUGGCUUCAUCUCCGAUUCGUCCAAGAAGUCGCCAUACCCAGAAGCCAGAGCACCAGUCAGCGGUUUCUGGCGAUGCGGAAAACUCAGGGCCAAGUUCCUGGCAGAAAGUGUGUGGGACUUGAAGAAGGACUUAGAAAGAGUUGGCAGCGAUCUACAAGUACGUGUUGGCACUGUUCACGAUGCCGUCCGCACCAUCUUGGAAAGCUACAAGGAACACAACGAGGUGGAUGUUGCAGGCGUAUGGAUGACCAAUGAAGAAGGUGUCGAGGAGAAGAGGGAAGAAAAGGAUGUCAGGAAGCUUUGCAAACAGUACGACUCCGAGUUCAAGCUCUGGGUCGACGAGAAGUAUCUCGUGGACGAUCGCGACGUCCCGUUGCAAGACCCGAGUCAGUUGAACGAUGUCUUCACUGCUUACAGAAAGACUGUGGAACCAUUGAGAUCCGCACCCCGAAAAGUCCUCCCGACACCAUCCUCUCUACCUCCUCUCCCCUCCCAUGUUCCUGAGCAGUCGGAACCUUUUGAGAUCCCCGACUCUCUGGAAGGCGUUAUGACCGCUUUAACCAAGCCUCUCGGAGACGACAACGGCAUUCCUAAUGUGGCAAAGUGGCCCAAAGGUGCCGAAUCUGCACACCCUUAUAUCGGUGGUUCCAAGUCAGGAAUCGAGCGUAUCGACCAUUUGAUUGAGAGCGGAAGCAUGACUGCAUACAAGGAUACUCGCAAUGGACUGUUAGGUCAGGACUUCAGCACGAAACUGUCUGCAUGGUUGGCUCUCGGAUGUUUCACAGCACGCCAAGUCCACUGGAAGCUAAUUGAUUUCGAGGACGGCAAGACUCCACUAGGAAAGGAUGCUCCUGGUUACGGAAAGGGAGAAAAUAAGGGAACAGCUGCUGUACGGUUCGAGCUUUUGUGGAGAGACUACAUGCGACUUUGCACACGCAAGUUUGGACCUCGUCUCUUCCACGUGGAAGGCUUCAGGAAUGACCAGAACGCUUCGUGGAAGUACAUCUCUAGCCCUUUCAGCGACUCAACCGACAAGAAGAACAAGGGUGGAAGCAACGACGACGCGACUGCGGAAGCUGUCAUGCGUUUCGUCACAGGGCGAUCCGGCACUGGUCUUAUCGACGCUAGUCAACGUGAGCUCUUCUUGACUGGAUACACCUCUAACCGUGCAAGACAAAAUGUUGCCAGCUAUUUGGCAAAGCAUUUAGGUGUCGACUGGCGCAUUGGUGCCGAGUGGUACGAGAUGAACUUGAUCGAUUAUGAUCUCUCAAGCAAUUGGGGUAAUUGGCAAUACGUAGCCGGGGUGGGCAACGACCCUCGCGGUGAACAGCGCGUGUUCAACCCCAUCAAGCAAGCCCUGGAUUACGAUUCGCAAGGCGACUACAUCCGCACAUGGGUUGAAGAACUUAGAGAUGUCAAAGUUGAAUCUCACAAUGAAGGCACGCAAGACUCGCAAAACUUGAUGGGAGUCUUCCAAGCGUGGAAACUUCCUGAGGAAGAGAAGAAGAGAUUGGGCAUUCAGUCUGUAGAAUGGGUGCAGAAGCCUUUGGUCAAGAUCAACUUCUCGCUCAACAGAAGAGGCGGUGGCAGCAAGCGUGGUCGUGGCCAUGGACGCGGUGGACGUGGAGGAGGUCGUGGAGGAAGAAAUGAGCAGAAGGCCCAUGCUUGA
Messenger RNA from Aureobasidium subglaciale EXF-2481, 1833 nucleotides. RefSeq lists its product as uncharacterized. Gene Ontology annotation, molecular function: deoxyribodipyrimidine photo-lyase activity; FAD binding; damaged DNA binding. The transcript has 2 exons. NCBI's taxonomy places the organism in Eukaryota, Fungi, Ascomycota, Dothideomycetes, Dothideales, Saccotheciaceae. Bases 1 to 1833 code for a protein of 610 amino acids. Gene Ontology annotation, biological process: photoreactive repair. The record is from RefSeq and is a predicted model, not a curated record.